Messenger RNA from Aspergillus puulaauensis, 1158 nucleotides. RefSeq names its product SMP-30/gluconolactonase/LRE family protein. The record is from RefSeq and is a predicted model, not a curated record. The transcript is spliced from 3 exons. NCBI's taxonomy places the organism in Eukaryota, Fungi, Ascomycota, Eurotiomycetes, Eurotiales, Aspergillaceae. The coding region runs from base 1 to 1158 and encodes 385 amino acids.
AUGUACAGCUAUCUCAACCCUCUCCCGCGGUUCAUGAAUGGCACCGCUGCCAAAUGGGCCUAUGUAUCGCUAAGUGCCAUUGCUACGCUGCCGGGGCACUUUAACCGAUCUGCCUUGGACGCGCCAUGGGCGAACCCUGAUGUUUCUGAUAGUGGUCUUUCACGAACCUUGAGCUUCCUCAAUACAACCGACUUUGUUGCAUACGACCAAAAGUUCUUCGACAUCAUCGGUCCGGAUGCCACAGUCGAACACGUCCAGAAGCUAGCCUAUCAGUCCCAUGAAGCUCCAUGCUACAUCAAAGAUACGAACCAGGUAUUCUUUGUCGAAUGGGGUCCCCCAGGUGGCGACAACGGAACGCAUUCCUGGCAGUACCUGCUUGACGUGGAGUCCAACAAGUUUAACAAGAUCACGACUGAUCCACCAUUAUACAACGCGCAUGGAUGUGUUGUCUACAAUCACACACUGUAUGUCGUUACAGACGGGCAUGGCGACGAUCAAUCCGGCCAGCUCGUCAAGAUUGAUCCGCGUACUCUCAAGCAGGAGACGUUACUCAAUAACUACCUCGUCCAGCCAUUUGCUGGGUUCAAUGACUUGGAAAUCGACCGGCGGGGAAAUUUCUACUUGACGGACUCCAAAUCCGGCUGGGGAAGGGAAAUUGUCGACUUCACGCCACCCACAAACCCAACAGUCUACUUUGUUGAGCGGGAUACGUUCCGUGUCAAGCCUGUCCACAUCACAGAUGGAAAUGCCAACGGUGUCGCUAUAUCCCCCGACGGCCAGACCCUGUACAUCCCGGACACUGGCCUCUCCGAAUUUCGCCCAUCUGUGAAAAACCCUCACGGGAGGCGUGACCUAUCCGCAUUUGAUAUUUCGAAAUCCGGCUCGGUCCUUUCCAAUAGACGCCUCCUGUCCAAUCCGAUCUCGUAUUUCUGGGAUGGAGUGCGCGUUUCCAGGAAUGGGUGGAUCUUCGGUGGUGCUGGGGCUGGGGUUGAUGUUAUUGAUCCGGACACUGGGUUUACGUUGGGGACUAUCCGGGUUGGAGGUGGUGAGAAUCUUGCAGUUAGUGUGACCUUUGGGGAGAAUGAGCUGUGGAUUGUUGGUCGUGGUGGUGUUUGGCAUGUCAAGAAUAUUCGUGAACGGCUGGACAGAGACUGGUGA